This is a messenger RNA of Adineta steineri, 3900 nucleotides long. The record is from the annotation of a GenBank genome assembly. NCBI's taxonomy places the organism in Eukaryota, Metazoa, Rotifera, Eurotatoria, Adinetida, Adinetidae.
AUGACACUCCCAUUGUCAUUAUUAUUUUUUACUCUCUCAACAACUUUCAUUACGGCGUUUAUCUGUCCCACAACUAACAAUACAUAUCCACACGAAUGGAACAAUGCAGCUUAUUAUCAAUGUUCAAAAGAUUGUGCUUAUCAACGAGAUUGUCCUCCGAAAACUUAUUACUCUUCUAGUACGAGGAAAUGUAUCUCAGAACCAGCUGAUUGGAGUCCACAAUUUGAUUUAACUGGUCAGUAUAUAUGGUCUGACAAGACUUUUAUGGAAAUUCGUCAGGUAGGCUAUGAUGUACAAUGGUCAACCGAAAGUAAUGAUGCCAUAUACAAUUUUGUCGGCCGUUAUCUUAAUGCAACAAUGGUAUCAGGUUUAGAAAUUAUCCUAGAAAAAACAACGAAUUGUGUAAGUUUACAAGAGUUUGAUUUAUCUGUUACGGGAAAGCGUAAUUUCUGUCGAUCACGAGUUUCUUACCAUUGUAUUCUUUCAUCUCUUAUUAUCAAUAUCUAUUGUAUCAAUCAACUACCUGGUAUUAAUGAUAUAUCAGCUGGUUAUGAUGCAGCUAAAAUGCUUUCUGCAAAUGAACAAAAUUCCAAAUAUCGUAUAUUUGAUUUAAGUGAACAAAGUACAACUUCAUUUAAUAUAAAAAUACUUGGAAAAGAUCAAAAAUUUGCAGUACCUAAAUUUGUUCAAGUAACUGAUGUCAGCAUUCGAAAAGAAGAUACUUGUCAAACUAUUGCUUAUACUUUUGAAUCUUUCUUUCAUAGUUAUUUUCAAUCAACAUCAUUUGGAAUUGGAAUUGGUAUUCCUGGUGUAAUUAAUGUUGCAGUAGGAUAUCGUGGGACAUUAAAACAAAUUCAAGAAGCAAUAACAAAAAGUGAAAAAGCUGUAGGAAUAUCAACAAUAUGGUGGGGACUUUAUUCAGUACAACUUGGUCCCCCACUUUUUCUUAAAUUGGAUCCAAUGUUUACUCAAAGUAUAGAUUUACUAGCUUCACAAGCAUCAAAUCCAACUAAUGAAGAUCAUCAGUUAUAUUAUAAUCAAUUUAUUGAAACAUAUGGUACUCAUUAUGUUUCUCGUAUUAUUGUGGGUGGAACUGCUUAUUUAUAUACAUUAUUAGAUUCAAAUUAUCAUAAAGAAUAUUCAUAUGAAGAGACAUCAAGUCAGGUUAGUUUAAUGUUUGAAUAUAAACAAUAUAAUGGACAAUAUGGUCAGGAUGCAACUAAUAUUUGGUCACAAAUCAAAGAAACAUUUAAGAAAAAUGCAGUUACAACAUCUAUUUUUCAACCUCCAGUUGCACCUCGAGAAAAUAAAUCAGAUUGGGAAGUAUGGCAACAAACAGCAGGCGAUCAACCAGUUGUCGUUAAUCGAACAUUAUUUUCUAUUCAUGAUUUAAUUAAAAAUAAAACAACAGUUCGAGAACAUUUACGUAAAACAAUUGAAUUCUAUUUAAAAAAAGGAUUCAUGCCAACAUUGGCUGAAUUGAAUAAUCGUAAUACAUUUCGUCUUGUAUCAAUUCCUCCAAAACCUAUUGGUCCUAUAAAUGGACUCGAUGUUGUUGGUUGUGGAUAUGAUAUUCUUUUAAUGGAAAAUAGAUAUUGUAUUUUUGAUCAAAGUAAUUUUACUGAAAAUGAAACAUGGUCAGAUUCAUAUGACAAACAAUUAACUUAUUCUAUUCCAAAUGGAUGGUUUGUUGUUAAUACUCCUGAAUCAUUAACAUUUGAUGGUUCAAUUUUAAUAACCUCUGUUGAAGAUUAUUUUCGUUGGACACGAACAGUUACUGUUACCAAAGAAGGUGGUUUUCUCGGCCUUGGUCAAAAGCGUAGACAAAAAACAAUAACCGAAUUUUAUCGUCGUUUUUAUCAAGAUUAUUACAAUCUAGACCUUCAUAUGAAACAAAUUGGAUGGUAUACAUUAUCAGUAAGUGCAUUUCCAUAUCCAAAAUUGAACUCUGUAGCUCAAUCAGCGAUUGAUCGUUUACCAACGCGUUUUGAUAUAAAAGAUUUACAAAUUUGGCAAGAUUUUUUUAAUAUAUUUGGAACACAUGUUGUUGUUUCAUCGAAUUUUGGUGGUCAAGUUUGGGCAGAAACAUGGUAUGAAAAAUGUUUAACUUAUGAACAUACACAGCAAUGGAUUGAUGAACAAUUAGAUGAAAAUUGGUUGAUAUUUACCUAUGAUGUAAAGCAUAGAGAAGAUCAUACGCAAACGGUUGAUCAACGUUUUACAAAUUAUUCAAUAUCUUCUUCACAAUUGUUAGGUGGUACUGAAUCGAUUCCUCCAUCUAAAUGGGAAGAAUGGAUUCCAACAAUCAAAACAGAACCUCGUCCAAUUUCUUAUCGUCUUAUAUCAUUAGAUGAAAUUCUACCAGAGAGUGAUCGACGUAAUGCACUUAAAGAAGCAAUUCAUUGUAUUUUAACAGUAGCUAAAGAAGAAGAUCAGAGUUAUAUUGAUCAAUUAGAAACUAUACGAGAACCACCAAGAAAAAAUUGUACUCGAAAUGAGAUUCGUACACGACGUCAAACAUUAACAAAUGAUAGACGAGAAGAGAAGCAAGAUUUAUGUCCUUAUGUUGGUUAUAACGGAAAGGAAUGUCUUGGAUCACGAAUAACAGGACGUAGUUUACCAGCAGAAAAUGCUACUAAGCUGCCAGUUGGUAUCGGCAUGACUCUUGAUAUUACUACAGGUACCCUUCUUCUCCCUGCAUUGGAAUAUACUUACCUUGGAAAUAAUUAUUGGACUGAUCCUAUUACAAGUAUAAUGUAUCAAGCUCCUCGCGGAAUAACUUUUCCUGGCAUUAAGACGACUGAUAAUGAUCCAGUUUCACGUGUUUUUCUUACAGCUGCAGAAUUAUCAAAUGAAUGGAAAUAUGAAAAGUUAAAAGGAAGUUGGUUAGGUGGUGAAUUUGGUCAUUCAAAAUCCCUACUUGAUUUAUACAAGAAAUUUUUUUCGAUGAAUCAAGGAAUAGCUAUUGUGCAAAAACCAACAGUUUUAUAUCGAUUACGCGUGGAAAAUCUACAGUUGAAUAAAUAUGCUAAAGCAGCAAUACAAAAAUUACCAGUGAAAUAUGAUGAAACUUUAUAUAGUGAUUUUUUACAAAAUUGGGGUACACAUAUUGUACAACAGUCACUUGUUGGUGGAAUGCAUGAACAACAAGUUCUUUUUAAAGAUUGUGUUUUUUCGUUUAAUGGUGCAAUUACAUCAGAUAAUUUAAAUGACUAUCUUAAACAAGAUAUUCUUUCUGAAACACUUGGUAAUAGUUUCUAUGCUGAUCGACGAAAAAUUUCUGUCGAUCAUUGGAUCGGUGGUAAUCCAACUGAAAAGAAUCAAACACGUUGGCUAGAAACAUUAGCUGAUAAUCCUGCUUUGAUAAAAAUUGAAGAAUAUGUACCGUGGUCGGAUGUCAUCGAAAUUGAUCGAGACGUACGCGAAAAUUUGAAAAAGAUUAUUCAAUCUCGUACUACAGCAGCUGAUAAAAAGCGAAUUGAUGAAGAGGAUCAAGUAACCAAACAACGUAUUAACGGCAGUUACAUGGCUAGAGAUGGUUCAAUUGGUCUUUUAAAUAAUGGUAAAUGUGAUAUAAAACCUGCAACAUUUGGUUCUGUUGAAGCUUGUUCAAAGGGAUGUCCAACUAAUGUAUUGAUAAAUGGAAGUGCUGAUUUUCUCGGUAACCAACAACUUUGGUAUUUGAGAGAUGAAACGACAGGAUUUAUUCGAGCUCAAGCACGAAUUAACUCACAAACAGUACGUGAAGGACCUUCAGUCAAUGCUGGAUGUUCAUCAAUUGAUAUCAACAAAACACCGACUACAUCUGCUCAUAUAUGUGUUGCAUGUGAUUUAGUCAGUAGUUUUUCUGAUCAAUGUGUAUGUGUUUGUCCAACAUAUCCACCAUCUAGUGUAAAAUAA